AUGUCAUCACAUUUGUUACGUCUUUUCUUUCUUCUCUUCACUUCAAACACUGUUGCGUCUGCCUUAGGAAAUGAGAGUGACCACCUUGCACUAAUCAAAUUCAAAGAAUCAAUAUCUAGUGACCCUUUUGGAGUGUUAUCCACUUGGAACAGCUCAACCCACUUUUGCAACUGGCAGGGAGUCAACUGUGGCAGCGAACAUCAAAGAGUCACGGAGCUGACUUUAGAUUCAUAUAAUUUGCAAGGGUCCAUAUCACCGUACGUUGGCAACCUUUCCUUUCUUAGAGUUUUGAGCCUUCAGCGCAAUAACCUCCAUGGUCAUGUUCCGCAAACAAUAAGCCGGUUGUUUCGACUGCGGGCACUUGAUUUAGGCAACAACAAUUUAGUUGGGGAGUUUCCCAUUGGCGUGUCUAACUGUUCUAAAUUGCUGGGAUUGAGAUUAUCCCACAAUCAUUUUGGUGGCCAAAUACCAGUGGAGAUCGGGUCUCUUGGGAAUCUUGAAAGAUUGUAUCUUGUUUCAAACAAAUUUUUAGGUCCAAUCCCAUUAUCAAUGUGGAACCUAUCUUCUCUUGUUAUUCUUACUGUGGCUUACAAUAAUUUGGAGGGAAAUAUACCUGACGAAGUAGGCCAUUUGAAAAACUUGGUUACUAUUUCACUGGGAGGUAAUAAAAUGUCUGGUAAGAUUCCACACUCACUUUACAAUUUGUCAUCACUCUCUGGCUUAAUACUUUCAUUCAAUCAAUUUGAGGGUUCUCUUCCAAGCAACAUGUUCUCCAACCUCCCAAAUCUCAAGGACCUUGAACUGGAUGGGAACCAAUUUUCGGGUCCUAUACCAACAUCCAUCACAACUGCAUUUGGCCUUCAAAUUGUUGAUUUUUCUUACAACAAUUUUGCUGGACAAGUCCCAAAUCUAGGAAGCCUUCGAAAUCUUUCAGCUCUAUUUUUAGGCCAUUUGCCAAAUUUCAUUGGCAAUUUGUCCACUAAGCUCACCAUACUAGCAUUUGGUGGAAAUCAGAUUUCUGGAAAAGUUCCAGCAGAAUUAGGCAAUCUUGUUAACUUAAUUGGACUGGGAAUAGAGAACAACCACCUAACUGAGUUCAUUCCAACUUCUUUUGGUAACUUUCAAAAGUUGCAACGUUUGUAUAUGAACAAUAACAAAUUUUCAGGAGAAGUACCUGCUAUCAUAGCUAACCUAAGCCAAUUAUCUGAUCUACAUUUGUCACAUAAUAUGUUAAAUGGAAGCAUUCCUUCAGCCAUUGGAAAUUGCAAGAGAUUAGAGUAUCUAGAUUUUUCAUAUAACAACCUUAGUGGAAUAAUACCAUCACAAGUAUUUGAAAUUCCAUCUUUGUCAAUCUUGUUGGACGUUUCACACAACUCAUUAAGUGGUAGUUUAUCGAGUGAAAUAGGCCUGCUUAAAAGUAUUGGUACACUAGAUGUCUUUGAGAAUCAUCUGUCUAAUGAGAUUCCGGAAGUAAUAGGAGAAUGUGAGAGUUUGGAGUACCUUUAUUUGCAGGGGAAUUCCUUUCAUGGAAUCAUACCACCUUCUCUGGCUUCUCUAAAAGGUCUUCGACACUUAUACCUAUCGCGGAAUCAGUUGUCCGGAAUAAUUCCACAAGAACUGCAGAACAUUUCUGUUUUGGUAUACUUCAAUGCUUCUUUUAACAUGUUAGAGGGUGAGGUACCAAUGAACGGCGUGUUCCGAAACGCAACUGAAGUUUCAUUGAGUGGCAAUGAGGAAAAGACCAACAGAGGAAAUGUUCAAAGAUGGGUGUAG
This is a messenger RNA of Arachis ipaensis, 1773 nucleotides long. NCBI's taxonomy places the organism in Eukaryota, Viridiplantae, Streptophyta, Magnoliopsida, Fabales, Fabaceae. The record is from RefSeq and is a predicted model, not a curated record.